CCUUUCCUGAUCGAAACGGAAGCGCUCCGAGAACGCAAUUGGUUCAAAGAGCUGUCAAUCACUGUGCGCACACAGCACCGGCCAAUCGAGAGGAGGCGGGCUGAAGUAAGAAAAUUAUAAGGUCAUUGGAAUUACCAGCGCUACAAGCCAUCGUUACAAUGAAGCGAUAACAGAUAAGACUGAAAAAAUGAAAUAAACAGGAGCAAAGUCUACCAAGGACGCCGCGGUUAUUAGGUAAAAGGCAGACGUGUGGCCGUUACACACCGGCGCGCGUGAAUCCGCGCAGGUAAACGGCGGAGGUUUCGCUUAAGCCGAUCAAGGUGGGAUCGUACGGGACAGGUUCCCCUUCUGCCAUAACACACAGGUUAUUGUGAACACGGACACCGAUACCGAGGAUGUUGCGGUUGGCGUGCUCCACAGCCCUUUUCUUCGUGCUCAGGUUGUUCGUCGGCCUGCCCUGGUUCCAGGUUCUGCCAUCCAUUUUCAUUUUCUUCCUGGGUUCUGGAGGAUGGAAGUCUUUACAUGUGUUUUCAAAGACCAUAUACCGUGAUUUGCAUGCAGCCAGUGUGUUGCUGAGGGUAAAACUGAAUGUCAAAAAGCACCUCCGAGAGCGCAACACCGUUCCCAAACUUUUUGCCAAGUCUGUCAAGAAAUACGGUGACAAGACGGCUCUGAUUUUUGAAGGAACGGACGAGAAAUGGAGCUUCAAGGAGCUUGACGACUACUCCAACCGCGUGGCUAACCUUCUGCUUCAGAGGGGCUUCACGGAGGGCGACGUGAUCGCUCUGUUCAUGGAGAACCGCUCUCAGUACGUGGGGCUCUGGCUGGGAAUGGCAAAGAUCGGAGUGGAGGCAGCUCUCAUCAACUUCAACCUGAGACUGGAGGCUCUGGUGCACUGUGUCAACAUCUCCAGCGCCAAAGCCGCUGAACAGUUCCUCAGCGAACACAAGCGCACAUUCCGGUAUUAUGAGCUGAGUGUCUGUUGA
Sinocyclocheilus grahami is the source of this 986-nucleotide messenger RNA. RefSeq names its product long-chain fatty acid transport protein 4-like. Gene Ontology annotation, biological process: long-chain fatty acid metabolic process; medium-chain fatty acid transport; long-chain fatty acid import into cell. Gene Ontology annotation, cellular component: endoplasmic reticulum membrane; plasma membrane. The coding region runs from base 396 to 986 and encodes 196 amino acids. Gene Ontology annotation, molecular function: long-chain fatty acid transmembrane transporter activity; oleoyl-CoA ligase activity. NCBI's taxonomy places the organism in Eukaryota, Metazoa, Chordata, Actinopteri, Cypriniformes, Cyprinidae. The record is from RefSeq and is a predicted model, not a curated record. The transcript has 4 exons.